This is a messenger RNA of Clonostachys rhizophaga, 276 nucleotides long. The record is from the annotation of a GenBank genome assembly. Lineage: Eukaryota; Fungi; Ascomycota; Sordariomycetes; Hypocreales; Bionectriaceae.
AUGAUGCCAGCCACUGGUCUCGUGAAGUCGGCCUCAACAGGCCAAAUCAGCAGCCACAUCCUCCCUCGGGAUGUGAGCAUGGUAGCCGUGCUCGGCUUGUUCGAGCUCCACGCCGGCUACGCCAUCCAGCGCUGGAUGGACCAGGGUCCCGAGGAGGACCACUGGAGCGCUCUCAACCCCCCUCCCCCCGGCGAGUCUCUCGCCGAGAUCAUUGCCAACGAGAUGGCCAACCUUUCCUUCGCCGAGGACACCACCAAUGGCAAGGAUGCUAUCUAG